AUGGAACCCCAGAAGCUGUUGAGAAUUGGAUUUCUGCUGUGCUCUCUGACUUGUCUCCUGUUGGAGGCUGCAGCUUUCUCUAUGUCACCUUUAUCUGCCUUUGGAAUACAAGACGAAGCAGAAUUAAAACCACGCUCGAGGGAAAACCAAAGGUCCUGGCUGAGCAACUUCAAGGAUUACAUGUGGACUCUCGUGAAGAGUGUCAUACCUCCCGCAGCCAUUUUUGCUUUUCUUAUCGGCACCGUACUAUUGGGGAUUCUCUGCUGCCUCACGUAA
Molecule: messenger RNA, 276 nt
Organism: Pteropus alecto (black flying fox)
Lineage: Eukaryota; Metazoa; Chordata; Mammalia; Chiroptera; Pteropodidae
Gene: SMIM9
Product: small integral membrane protein 9
Exons: 2
Coding region: 1-276 (91 amino acids)
Source: RefSeq, a predicted model, not a curated record